UCUUCUUCCCUCUCUCUCUCUCUCUCUCACUAAGUCAGUCACGCCCACAGUCAGUAAAAGACUGGUCUGCGGUGGAAUUCGAAGCUUCAAAUUCCUUCAAAUUUCAAACAAGGUACAACCAGAGAUUUGAUAUUUUCAAAUCAGAAGUCAUCAUUUACUAGUUUUUGCUUUCAAACCCUCUGUUUAGCGUUGGUAUUACUGGUUGUGUUACAAACCAGUCCUUUCCUUUUUUUGGGGAAAGUUUUGAGCUCUGAGUUGUGUUUUCAUGGUUGAUUUUCCAUUGCUGAAACUGGGUUGCUGAUGUUUCUUCAAGAUAAUGCUUCUGGCAAGCGAAUUUGAAGCUUCCUAUGCAGCUCUAACGAAGCUUGGAUAACACAAAUAGAAAGAUAGAUUUCGGCAACAGAGUCAACAAUUAGACUACUCUUCAAUGCAAGCAUCAAAGGAGCAGAGAAUUUCAGGGAUGUCAAACCAGUUAUAUUAUCAGCCAAUCCAAGAAGUAGAGGCCUACUGCUUGCCUCGUUUCCAAACUUUGGACCCGCGGCUACAUUACAAUGAGAGCAGCCAAAGUACCCACCUCCCAUUGCAGAGUUUCCAUGAACACUACUGCACUUUGGAGUCUUCCUGGUCUAAUGGUAGCUACACCGUUUAUAACACCCCAUCAAAUGUCAGUUUCUCACCUAGUGGAAGCCCGAUGUCACAGCAAGACUCUCAUUCGUAUCUGUCUGAUCAGUACCAUUCCCCUGACCAGACCUACAGCUCUCCGAUGAGUGGAUCCUGCAUAACCGAUGAUGCAACUGACUUAAAGUACAAGCUGAAACAAUUAGAAACUGUAAUGCUGGGUCCUGAUUCCAAUAUUCUUGAUAACUAUUGCAUUACUUUCCCGAAUGGGGCGAGCAAUUCCCUGCCAGACGAGGACAGCUGGGGACAGAUUAUGGAAUCAAUCUCUAAAAAGGAUUUGAAGCAAGUCCUCAUCUUCUGUGCAAAAGCAGUAGCAGAUAAUGAUCUGUUAAUGGCACAAUGGAUGAUGGAUGAGUUACGCCAGAUGGUUUCAGUUUCGGGUGAACCAAUUCAGAGGUUGGGUGCAUACUUGCUGGAAGGACUAGUUGCGCGGAAGGCAUCUUCGGGGAGUAACAUCUACAAAGCACUGAGAUGCAAAGAACCAGCGAGUUGCGAACUCCUUUCUUACAUGCAUAUUCUCUAUGAGGUUUGCCCUUACUUCAAAUUCGGGUACAUGUCUGCAAAUGGAGCCAUUGCAGAAGCCAUGAAGGAUGAGGACAGUGUUCACAUCAUUGAUUUCCAAAUCGGUCAGGGGAGUCAGUGGGUCACUCUAAUCCAAGCUUUUGCAUCCAGGCCUGGUGGACCACCCCACAUCCGUAUAACAGGUAUUGACGAUUCCAUGUCAGCUUAUGCCCGUGGAGGAGGACUAAACAUUGUGGGAAAGAGGUUGUCUAAGCUUGCAGAGUUGGUCAAGGUUCCAUUCGAGUUCCAUGCCACUUCCAUGUCUGGUUGUGACGUACAGCUGGAGCAUCUUUGUGUUCGACCUGGGGAGGCUUUGGCUAUCAACUUUGCGUUCAUGCUGCACCACAUGCCCGAUGAGAGCGUCAGCACUCAGAAUCACCGGGAUAGGCUGUUGAGGUUGGUUAAGAGCUUGUCUCCAAAAGUGGUGACCCUCGUUGAGCAAGAAUCUAACACAAACACUGCUGCAUUCUAUCCACGCUUUGUAGAAACACUAAAUUACUACACAGCUAUGUUCGAGUCAAUUGAUGUGACUCUUCCGAGAGAUCACAAGGAGCGGAUCAAUGUGGAGCAACACUGCUUGGCUAGGGAGGUUGUUAACAUAAUAGCAUGCGAGGGCGUUGAGAGGGUGGAAAGACACGAGCUUCUUGGAAAGUGGAGGUUGCGGUUUGCAAUGGCUGGAUUUACACCGUACCCUUUAAGCUCCUUGGUAAAUGCCACCAUCAAGACGCUGCUGGAUAACUACUCUGACAAAUAUCGGCUUGAAGAGCGAGAUGGGGCACUCUAUCUUGGCUGGAAGAACAGAGACUUGGUUGCUUCUUGUGCAUGGAGGUGCAAACCGAGCACGAAUUGAUGCUUCUUUUUUUUAUGUCGGAAUGGAGGCGAGGCAAGCUUGGAGAUUAGAACAUGUUUUUUCAUGUGUUCUUUUGCACUUGUAAGCUGCCAACUGCUUAUAAAAAGGGUGGCAUCAGCUGUGUACACUUGAUAAAAUCGAAGUUAUCUGUUUUAGAGAGAGAGAGAGAGAGAGAGAGAGAGAACUUGGAUUUCAUAAGGCAUUGGUUUGUACAUGGUUGUCUGAGUAAUUGGCACAAAUGCUUUGCUUUUUUUCUUCCUACCUUUUUCUUGAGGAAGUUUAAAUCCAAUACCAUCAAAUAAAGAGAAUUGAAAGAAA
Malus domestica (apple) is the source of this 2407-nucleotide messenger RNA. Its product is annotated as scarecrow-like transcription factor PAT1. Gene Ontology annotation, cellular component: nucleus. Gene Ontology annotation, biological process: regulation of DNA-templated transcription. Lineage: Eukaryota; Viridiplantae; Streptophyta; Magnoliopsida; Rosales; Rosaceae. The record is from RefSeq and is a predicted model, not a curated record. Gene Ontology annotation, molecular function: DNA-binding transcription factor activity; sequence-specific DNA binding.